Molecule: messenger RNA, 6507 nt
Organism: Lytechinus pictus (painted urchin)
Lineage: Eukaryota; Metazoa; Echinodermata; Echinoidea; Temnopleuroida; Toxopneustidae
Product: glutathione hydrolase 7-like
Exons: 12
Coding region: 817-2676 (619 amino acids)
Biological process (GO): glutathione catabolic process
Cellular component (GO): plasma membrane
Molecular function (GO): glutathione gamma-glutamate hydrolase
Source: RefSeq, a predicted model, not a curated record
GUCUACUGUAGUGGGGAGUAAGAGAAAGAGAUAGAGGCAAGUGUGUUUUGGGGUAUUUUCCAGGCUGUCGCACCCGAGAUGUUUCAGAAAUGGAAGUUUGAUUUAGUGUAUGGUAUAUCAAGCCUUGAUGCAGACAUUCAAGUUAGCUGAUGGCAUGCAUUACAUUAUGCUUUACGGAUGUUUUAUGGGAAUUCUCAUGUCUACGCACCAAUCAUUGGAACCUUGUCAGUGAAUAUGUUUUGUGGAUUCUCUGUGGUAUGUGGAGUAUAUUAUGUAUCACCUGCAAGCUUAUGGACUAUUUUGAUUUGCACUGUAGUGGAACACUACCUGUACUGAACUUGAGAACCUUUUUUGCAAAGGAGAUUCUGUUUGGUUUCUAAAUGGGACAUUGUAUUGUAGUAGGGUAAAUAUCAUGUGAAGCUUCCUUGAAUAAUUUUAAUCAAUUGCUGCACUCGGCAUAGUGCAUGCAAUACAUCUAUGGGAUACAACACAUUCAAGAUCAGCAUCUCUUAAGCCGAGUGAGACAUUGUGGAGGCAUGCUGUGGACACCACAAAGCAAAAUUCUGUGAUACCACAACAUUAUUUGACCCUUUAAGGGAACGUUGGACAUCUUCUAGCGGUAUUUCUCUUUAAAAAAUCGAAGAAAUCACCCUGCUCCAAGAUUGUUAAUUUGUCUGCAAUCUCUGUUGCAUCAUCAGUGAUCGACAAACGUGUGGGGAAGGAAGAAGAGAGAUACAAAGCAUUGAUGGUCUUACAUGUAUAGCAGUAAAUUCAGUCUUUGUAAUAUUUGAAGGAAUCUUUGAGCACAAACCAAUAAUGGCAAGUGGAGAUCUAGGAAUCCCAUCAUCUUCUUCCCUUAACGCAGAAGGUUUGGAAAUACGCAUAGCACCUCCAAAACAAGAUAAACAUGCCCUCAUCAAUCCAAAGGAAAGAGCACCAUUGAAAGAAAAUGUAAUUGUCCAACAGGAGUUGAUAUGUGGUUAUGAUGGCCUGCGAUUCAUCAUCGUGACAUCUCUGGUGUUUGCUUUGGCCGUGACUAUUGGCAUGGUCAUAUCUAUCAUUGCUGGAAUUAGACAGAUAGACCCGCAUGGUGCGAUAGCUACUGAUGUUGAAGUGUGUUCGGACAUCGGAGCAGACGUGCUGAAGCGUGGAGGGCAUGCAGUCGAUGCAGCGGUUGCAGCAGCGUUUUGUCUUGGAGUAGUACAUGGUCAUUACUCAGGAUUAGGAGGUGGUGGUUUUCUGCUGGUAGGUAACCCUAUUACCAAUGACCUGAAUGGGUUUGAUUUCAGGGAGACAGCACCAGCUGGUAGCAGUGCUAACAUGUUUGAAAACAAUCCACAAGCAGCUCUACAGGGAGGCUUAGCUGUUGCAACACCUGGUGAGCUGAAAGGAUUAGAAGCAGCGUGGAAACAAUAUGGAAAGUUGAAAUGGUCAGAGUUGGUAGAACCAUCAAUCGAACUGGCUGAAAAUGGAUUUCAAAUCACUCAACAGCUUGCUGCUGACAUCAGCGAGACAGAUUUCUCUUGGAUGUCGGAGUCAUUACGUGAGCUCUUUGAAAAGAAGAAAUUCAAUGAUACCAUCCACAGACCAUCUCUUGCCAAUCUCUUGAGGUUAAUCGCUAAACAGGGAUCAGAUGUACUCUACAACAACGAUACCAUUGCACAACAGAUCAUAGAUACGGUUGGAGGUGCGGGAGGCAUCCUGAGUCUUGAAGACAUACACAAGUACACCAGCCAGCCAGCCACGCCCAUCCAGUCUUCCUACAAACUCCAUCAUAUCUUCAGCAUGCCAGCCCCCAGCUCAGGGGCAUCCAUCCUCUCUUCCCUACAUACCAUGUCUGCUCUCAACCUAUCCAUCUCGAGCGACACGCCCGCAUCGAGCUACCAUCAAGUCAUUGAAAUAUCCAAAUUCAUCGCCGCCAUGGCACGCCAACUCGGUGACCCUCGGCAGACACCCACGACGGCAAAUUUGACAGAUUCUAUGCUGAGCGACAAUACCACAGAGCGAGUCCGAGAUAUGGUGAACGAUACAGCAACGUACGAUUAUACAUAUUACUUUCAAGGGGACGUCUUCCAGCAGCUAUAUGCAACUCGAGCCACAUCUUUGGUGUCUGUUGCUGAUGGGAAUAACAACCUUGUGUCACUUACAAGUACUCUCAACUCUCCGUUUGGUUCUGGUUUGAUGACACCUGAUGGGAUUAUUCUAAACAAUGCAAUGAACAGCUUCAAUUGGGAUGGGAAAUACUUGACACCAAAUACAGUCGUUCCUCAGGCUAACGCAAUAUCACCAGGUCGACGACCAAUGUCCAACAUGGCUCCAUUGCUCACAUGGAGUGAAGAGAGUCCUUGCCUCGCUCGGUAUGCCAUCACCGGAAUAGGACCAACAUCCAUUCAGUCAGCACCAAUAGAUGUAGCUCUAAAGCUCUUAUCAUUAAAUGUGUCUCUCUCGAACGAUGUCGAACGCGACAACAGGAUAUUUCCCUCGCUUUACCAAAACCUAGUGAAUGUUGAAGAUGGUCUAAGUCCUUCGAUACAGGAAGGUUUAGAAGAGCUAGGACAUGUAGUGCAAUCAAAAAGAUAUCGUCUAGGUGUUGUCAAUGUUGCUUCUGAAGCCAAAGAUAAACUCACAGCUCACUCUGAUACCAGAAGAUUAGGUGCCAAAGCAUCAGAUUUUUAGGUUAGCUUAGUUAAUAAUAAUAUUUUUUAUUCAUCCAUACAUGUAAAGUUACACAGGUUUUGUCUUCUUUUGCUACUCAAUGUGGCAAAAAUUGUUGAUUUUUUAUUCAUUGUCAUAAUUUUAAAAUUCAAAAUGAAUAGUAAUAUGUGGAAUUAAAAAAUGUAAACUGAAUCACAUUUUGAAUGUGUGUAAUGAUACUAAUGAUUAGCUUAUUAAAGUUAAAUGUGUUUUUUUAGACAAGGGUUACUCCAAUUGAAAAGGGUUUUGUUGUGUUUUCUUUUUGUUUGUUUUUGUUUUUGUUUUUGUUUUAAUCAUAUUCCUUGUGUGAUUGCCAACAUUAAUAAAACUUAGACAUAAGGGAGCAUCCUGCUAAAGUUUCAGGUCACAUGACCAAGGUCAAAGGUCAUUUAGGGUCAAUAAACUUUGACCAUGUUGGGGGUAUUUAUUGAAUUGCCAUCAUAACUUUGAAAGUUUAUGGAUUUAGUUCAUUAAACUUGGACAAGUCUUAGGUCACAUGAUCGAUGUCAAAGAUCAUUUAUGGUCAAUGAACAUGUUAUCAUAUGAAUGGUGUUUUUCUUAAUAGUUAUUCUUCAGGACUAGUUGAUUUCAAAGUCAGCACUGCUGCUAUAUUGAAUUGCCUUAUGCAGGCAAGACUGCCAAAGGCAUUCCACUUGUCUAAAAAUAAAUGGUAGGGAUACAUAAAUUUGAAGAACAAACAUAAACACACACACAAAAUGGAAUUAUGGAAGUAUUCAUUGUACUAAGUGUAAUGAAGUCAUGAAAUUUGCAAUUUACAUGAAAUUAUUGAGUUAAAAUUUUAAAAAAAGUUAAUACGUAUAUGAAAAAUUUGAUUGGGCUAUUAUAUUUGUUGUGUGCAGUUAACGCAAUUUUUUUUGAAAACUUACACACAAGCCAAAAUCGUAUUUUUUAAUAGAAAAACUGAAUUGUUAAUAAUAUGGUAAUAAUUUAAUAUUCAUACUUUUCUAUUAAUUUGAUAGAAAUUAUGGGUAGAGAAUUGGAUCCAGUCACUGAGAUAUUCAAGAAUGUGUAGCAGUACAUAUAGUGCAAUCUGUGGAAACCAUUCAGUUAUGCACUUUUCUGCAAAAUUAGUAAUAUUACACUUAUUCUCAAUUUCUAUGGUAAUUAGUCCUGCUUGAGUGAACACAAUAAAUCACUUCAGUUAUCAGGCAGUUGCCACUGUUAGUCUCUUACAACAGGAGUUUUUACAACAUGAAAGACUAUUUAAUUACAACUGUUAACUGCCUUUAUUCGAAUCAAUCUGAAACUAUCAAGAAUCAGAAAAUUUGCUUUAUAAACAUUACAAGUACGCCCUUUUUUUUCUUGAAAAUAUGAUUAUCUUCUUUAAUCAAAUAUGAUUUUCCCACUAGAAUCUUUUUAGAAUUAUCCUUUGUGAAACCAAAGAGCCAUCAGGCUAUGAGUAGUUUCAGAGGGCUGAUUAUUUGAUACAACCCAGAAAUUUAUGACUGAGUGAAACAAGCAAGCUGAAACAAUUAUAUUUCUUUAAUAGGUAAUGAUUUUUUUAAUGAAAUAUAUAGUGAAAUCACCCUUUCAGACAUUCAAGGUAAAUUCAACGAGAAAAAUGAAUGACUGCAAUUACUUAUUGCCUUUUUUUUAAUUUGGGGGCAGCUCGAGGGAGUUGUUUCUUCAAACAAUCUUUGUGGAAUUCUUGACCCCUUCAGUAUACCAAUGUAGAUGAUUUAACAAUUUACAUGUAUUAUGAUGCAAUAACGGUGAAAUAGCAGUGAAAAUGCAGCAAGUGUACACAUAAUGAAAUACCUCAUGUGCUAUCAUUUUAUCCAGGUAUUAUGUUUUGAAAACUAGAGGUCUUUAUUGUAUUCAAUUAGUAAUUUUCUCUUUGCCAUAACUCUGAGGUAUUUGAAACAUCCGAAUGAUGCAUAAUAUGGGGUAAAAGAUAUCUCCCAGUAUGCGUCACUAAAAAUACUGCACAAAUUCAUGUUUUUACUGCAUUGAAUAUACUUACUGAAAUCUUAAUAUUUUUAUUUUACAGAAACUGUCACAUUUAUUAUUCAUGUGCAAUUUGUUUAGGAUUAUUGAAGAUAUUGGGUAGCGAUCAUUUUUAUGUGAAUAAAGAUAAAUUAAGAUUGCACUUAUAUAAGAUACACAAUAUUUUAUUUUGUCUUCGCAACAUGACAAUUACAAAGAAAGUUGUUCUAUUUUCUUUGUAAUCCUAUGCAUAUAUAUUGCAGUUUAAAACCUGUGUGUGAUAGAAGGAAAGAUAGGCAUCUGUGGACCUAAAACACAAACUUGAUGGUAGGCCUGAUUAACAUUGAUUGUUUAAUCAAGUGUAAUAGAAACUAGUUUAACACAAUCGUAUUAGCGGUCUUCCAAAACAGUUUGGAAAACCACCUUGCGAUGUGGUUUUUCUAGACCGCUUUACCUCCUUAAACUAGUUCAAGCAUAGGUGAGGACACAACUGUUCUUCGGGAAGCGAUGUUCACACGUGUUGGGCGUGCUAUUCCACAAUUAAUUUCUUAUGGAUUUUAUUGUUUUUUGAAUUCUUAUGCAUUUCUUUGUUUUUUCAAACCUUUGUUUUUCUGAUGAUUUUUGUCAGGGACCCUUUUGCGAUCAUAAAUAGCAUAAAAUGAAUACAUUUAAACCAACAAAAGUAAAAAUAAUCAUACAUUUAUGAUUUUUGGUUGAAAAACACAAUGUGCAUUGACUUUGUACACGGAAUCACGUCUUUUGAGCAGAAAAUGCAAUAUUUCAAAUAUACCACUUAAGCAUAAUUUUACACUUAGUGAAACACCCCCCCCCCUUGUCUAAUCUUUGCCAAUCAAAUCACAACCAACAUCAGCAUCUAAUAACAUACAAUGCAACUUGUUAUUGAUGUCAAGUUUAGUGAAACCAUGAAGCUAUAGCUUCAUGGUGAAACAUUGCCUACAUGUACCAAAAUUGUUGCACUUUGAGAAUGGGGCAUUAUUUAUAGUGUGUACUUAAAACUAGGACAAUUAUAUAUCUAUAUGUCUCUCAUUAUUUUUCUGGAAAUUUAACUUAGUAGCUCUCAGUCUCAGAUAGAGUGAUUGCCAUGAUGGUGUUGUGUAUUGUUUUAUACCCCAAUAUAUUCUAUAUUGUCAUUGAAAACAACUUGCUACAUGUAUGUUAUGUUUCUGUGGGUUUUUUUUAUGUGUGAUUCAUAAAUUUGUAUUUCUCCCUUAUCACAAACUGAUCAUUGUAUUCUGUGAAAAUGCUUGGCUUGUCCUUUCAUAGGUUUUUAGUUUUAUAUUACUGCCUUGGAUAGUUUCAUUAACUAUACCAUACAUUAGAAUUAAUAAUUGUUUUUAUUUUAUAUUGAUGUUUUUUAUGUACAUAUCAACAAUAUGAAACAAUCAAGAAGUGAUGAUAUGUAUGUAUUUCAGUUGGAAAAUGAAAAUAUUUCAUGGAAAAGGUUAUUUAGAAAAUUUCAUUCAUUGAGAAAUCACUGUGUGAUAUUUGAAACAACAAGUACUCUACCCCCCUUUAACAGUUUUGAGCAAACUUCUACUACUACUCCUAGUUCCUACUACUACUAUUGAUAAUAAAGUAAUAUCAAUAAUAAUGAAAAUCUAUAUUUUAUUGUUCGAAAUAGAAAUCUUCCAAAAAGUAAUUUUGGCCAGUUGAUCGUGGGCCUGGCAGCCACUGAGCCAUUAAUGCUACAUUAAGUUGUUCUUUCCCCUAAUGUAAAAUCGUUGAACGCCAAACCGGGAAGCAGCAACUCCCAUCUUUAAAUAUCUUUCGGUCUGACGAAGCCAGGGCUUGACUGCCCGACCUCCCGGCUCUGAGAAGGAUACUCUACCAACUGAGCCCAACUUA